Molecule: messenger RNA, 3699 nt
Organism: Carica papaya (papaya)
Lineage: Eukaryota; Viridiplantae; Streptophyta; Magnoliopsida; Brassicales; Caricaceae
Source: RefSeq, a predicted model, not a curated record
CAGUCUCCCUCCUCCAGUCCAGAGAGCCGCCGAAGCCGAAUCUCUUCCUCUUUUGUUAUCUUCUUCUUCCAGUCUUCCUCUUCCUCUUCGUCUUUGUUCUGCAGCACAGAGCCCGCGCCCCUUGUGGUCUUCCUUCCCUCUUCCAGUCUUCGCCGCAUCUGCUUUCAGUUUUCCUCUCCCUCUUCCAUUCCCCGCGCAUGGUGUUCCUCUUGCUCCUAGCUGGACAGGCAUUCGUCUCCGCGCUCUGUCUCUGCUCAAGUUGUCCUCUUCGGUUUUCCACCUGUCUCAUAUUGGGAGCCAGCCAUGGCGAUCUUUACGCUUCCCUUGGUCAUUUCUGUUCUCAAGCCUCAUGCAAUUGACCUCGCUCUCCUCCGUGCGCGGAAGUUAAACCCUGGCUGGCUGUGUAAGCCACUGCUGAGCCUCCGGAACUUCAACGGAGCAUCUGUCUCUGCCAUUAGUACCUCCGCAAUUCAAGAGCAUUCGUCAACUGACCCUAACAGGGGGCCUCAAAAAGCCUCUGUUCACACCUUUCAACAAGCAAUUCAGCGGCUCCAGGAAUAUUGGGCUUCUGUUGGAUGUGCUGUUAUGCAAUGCAGCAACACAGAGGUUGGAGCAGGGACAAUGAAUCCUCUGACAUUUUUAAGGGUCCUUGGACCAGAACCGUGGAAUGUAGCGUAUGUGGAGCCUAGCAUACGUCCUGAUGAUAGUCGGUAUGGGGAAAAUCCAAACAGACUUCAAAGGCACACUCAAUUUCAGGUUAUAUUGAAACCUGAUCCUGGAAAUUCACAGGACCUCUUCAUCCGUAGCCUUUCUGCUUUAGGUAUUGAUGUGCGUGAACAUGAUAUACGAUUUGUGGAGGACAAUUGGGAAAGCCCGGUACUCGGUGCCUGGGGUUUGGGCUGGGAGAUAUGGAUGGAUGGGAUGGAGAUCACACAAUUCACCUACUUCCAACAGGCUGGGAGUCUUCAGUUGUCACCAAUAUCCGUUGAAAUCACUUACGGACUUGAGCGCAUACUUAUGUUGCUUCAGGGAGUUGAUCAUUUUAAGAAAAUUCAGUAUGCUGAUGGAAUUACUUAUGGGGAGCUGUUUUUGGAAAAUGAGAAGGAAAUGAGUGAAUAUUAUCUAGAAUGUGCCAGUGUUCAUCAUCUUCAAAAACAUUUUGACCUUUUUGAGGAAGAAGCUCGUUCACUUCUUGCCGCAGGCCUUGCGAUUCCUGCGUAUGAUCAGCUUCUGAAGAUGUCUCAUGCUUUCAAUGUCCUCGACUCUAGAGGCUUUGUUGGGGUCACAGAGCGUGCUCGUUAUUUUGGUCGAAUGCGUAGUUUAGCUCGGCAAUGUGCGCAACUGUGGUUAAAGACCCGCGAAUCUCUUGGACAUCCACUGGGUAUUGUUUCUGAAGCUGCUGAUCUUGUUUGUACGAAAGAAGUUUUGGAUGCUAAUAUCAAAAAGCUUGUAUUUUUUUUUGCUACUAGAAGUAGAUCACCUAUUAGGUCAUGGAGAGUCUUUUUUCCUCGUUCUUUAUCUGGUCAAAAUCCAUAUGGCCUAAGGCUUGUUUCAUAUUUUCAGAUGUGUGUUGAGGAUCUCUCUGCUAAGCAAGCAGAGAAUGUGGUUGAGGUACGGGGACCUCCUACUUCAAAAGCAUUUGAUGACGAAGGAAAUCCUACCAAGGCUGUUGAAGGUUUUUGCCGUAGAUUGGCUGUUCCACUUGACUCAUUAUUUUGCAAGGUUGAUGGGAAGACAGAGUAUGUCUAUGCAUGCGUGACAGAGUCGACUAGACUUGCCUUGGAGGUUUUAUCUGAGGAGUUGCCAACUGCCAUUGCCAAAAUAUCAUUCCCAAAAUCAAUGCGCUGGAAUUCUCAGGUCAUGUUCAGCCGACCUAUUCGGUGGAUUAUGGCUCUACAUGGAGAUGUGGUUGUUCCAUUUGCAUUUGCUGGAAUUAUGAGCGGAGAUGUAUCAUAUGGUCUUCGUAAUACUCCAUCCGCCACCAUGAGGGUGCAAUGUGCUGAAGCUUAUGGGGAUCUAAUGAAUAAUGCUGGAAUUAACUUUGGAAUUGAGGACCGAAAAACAACAAUUCUGAAGCACUCAAAUGAAUUAGCCAAAAGUGUCAAUGGGCAUGUUGUUCUUCAGGACAGCUUGGUUAAUGAGGUCAUAAAUCUUGUUGAGGCACCUGUUCCAGUACUUGGGAAAUUUAAAGAAUCCUUCUUAGAGCUUCCAGAAGAUCUGUUAACUAUGGUUAUGCAGAAGCACCAGAAGUAUUUUGCUCUUACUGAUGAUAAUGGAAGACUUUUACCAUAUUUCAUUGCUGUCGCAAAUGGAGCAAUCAAUGAGGAGGUAGUGAGAAAGGGAAAUGAAGCUGUACUCAGGGCUCGCUAUGAAGAUGCCAAGUUUUUCUAUGAGAUGGAUACGCGUAAGAGAUUUAGGGAAUUUCGUAGUCAACUGAAAGGAAUUCUUUUCCAUGAAAAGCUUGGAACAAUGCUGGACAAAAUGAUCCGUGUUGAAAACAUGAUCACCAAACUAAGUUUGGCUUUGGGAAUCAAAGAAGAAAUGCUUCAGCUCAUCAAGGAUGCUGCAUCUCUUGCUAUGUCCGAUCUUGCCACUGCAGUUGUCACAGAAUUCACUUCACUUGCUGGAAUAAUGGCCCGUCAUUAUGCUCUUAGAGAUGGCUAUUCAAAAGAGGUUGCAGAGGCCUUGUUAGAGAUCACACUUCCCCGAUUUUCUGGAGAUUUGCUUCCGAAAACUGAUGUGGGGAUAGUUUUGGCAAUAGCUGAUAGGUUAGAUAGUCUUGUUGGCCUCUUUGCUGCUGGUUGUCAACCUAGUUCUACUAAUGAUCCAUUUGGCCUGAGAAGAAUCUCUUAUGGUCUUGUCCAAAUAUUGGUGGAGCAGGAUAAAAAUAUGGACUUGAAACAUGCUCUGGAGUUUGCUGCUGAUGUACAACCAAUUGAUGUUGAUUCAGGCAUAUUAGAAGAUGUAUACCAAUUUGUUACCCGGAGAUUAGAGCAAUUUCUGAUUGACAAGGGAAUAAAUCCAGAGAUUAUGCGUUCUGUCCUCGCGGAGCGUGCAAACUUGCCUUGUCUAGCAGCAAGAACAGCCUCUAAAAUGGAAACUUUGUCUAGGGGUGAGCUUUUUCCAAAGAUUGUAGAAGCAUAUUCUCGUCCAACCAGAAUUGUCCGCGGAAAAGAUGUGGAUGUUGAAUUGAAGGUGGAUGAGGCUGCAUUUGAGACAAAUGAAGAGGUUGCUCUGUGGAGCACUUUUACGGCAAUUGAAAACAACGUUUACCCAGGUAUGGUUGCUAAUUUUGCUUCUAUUCGUCAUCUUUUAUCUCAUAAUCUUGAAUUUAUCAACGGAUCGGAACAUUAAUUGCAGGAUGAUGAAAGAAUCAGAAAGAACAGACUUGCUCUACUCAAGAAAAUUGCUGACCUCCCGAAAGGCAUAGCAGACCUCUCUGUUCUGCCAGGAUUUUAGAAGUUUUGGAGAUCAUUUUCACCUCUACUCGUGUAGAGUAAAUUUAUUUAUUCAAUUUUGGGUUGAGUUCGGGUGGUAUUAUUUAUCUACUUUCAGUUCAAACUUGGGAAUAUUUAAAUCAUAAAAUAUUCUUAAUUGUAAACUAGCAUAAUUUUUUCAUGUUUUGUAACCUCAAUGUCAAUAAACAGACCCUUCUCGAUUACUAAUUUUCUUUUAGAAGUAACACUGUCGGGUGCUGAA